Molecule: messenger RNA, 870 nt
Organism: Triticum turgidum subsp. durum (durum wheat)
Lineage: Eukaryota; Viridiplantae; Streptophyta; Magnoliopsida; Poales; Poaceae
Source: the annotation of a GenBank genome assembly
AUGACGAACGGGUACCUCUUCCGGGAGUACCUCGGCGCGCAGUCCACGGGCGUCCGGUUCUCCGACGUGCCUGUCAACCCCGGCGUCAGCUUCCACCACAUCCUCGCCUUCGCCAUCGACUACACGCCGGUGGCGCAGCAGCCCACGCCGGCGCCCACCAACGGCGUGUUCAGCGCGUUCUGGGACACGGCCAACCUCUCCCGCGCCGACGUGGCCGCCAUCAAGGCCGCGCACCCGAACGUGAGCGUCAUGGCCGGCCUCGGCGGCGACAGCGUGCUGGACAUCGUCAAGGUCUCCUUCGCGCCGGCCUCCGUCGACUCGUGGGUGGCCAACGCCGUGGCCUCGCUCUCGCGCCUCAUCAACGAGUACGGCCUCGACGGGGUGGACGUCGACUACGAGCGCUUCGCCGCCGGCGUCUCCGUCGACACCUUCGUGGAGUGCGUCGGCCGGCUGCUCACCCGGCUCAAGGCCGCCUUCCCCAACAUCACCACCUCCAUCGCGCCCUUCGAGGACGACACCGUGCAGAGGUACUACCGGGCGCUGUGGAGCAGGUACUCCGGCGUCAUCGACUACGUCAACUUCCAGUUCUACGGCUACGGCGCCAACACCGACGUCCCGACCUACGUCAUGUUCUACGAUCGCCAGACGGGCUUCUACCCCGGCGCCAGGGUGCUCGCCAGCCUGCAGACCGGCAAGACCACGGAGGAGCUCGGCCUGCUCUCGCCGGACCAGGGCAUCGCCGCCGCCAAGGAGCUGCUAAGGCAGAACAAGCUGCCGGGCUUCUUCAUCUGGUCGGCCGACAGCUCCAAGCAGAGCACCUACAAGUUUACCUAUGAGACCAGGGCGCAGGAGAUCGUCGCCAACCAUUGA